Molecule: messenger RNA, 4950 nt
Organism: Megalobrama amblycephala (Wuchang bream)
Lineage: Eukaryota; Metazoa; Chordata; Actinopteri; Cypriniformes; Xenocyprididae
Gene: secisbp2l
Product: SECIS binding protein 2-like
Exons: 20
Coding region: 432-3428 (998 amino acids)
Biological process (GO): selenocysteine incorporation
Cellular component (GO): ribonucleoprotein complex
Molecular function (GO): selenocysteine insertion sequence binding; ribonucleoprotein complex binding; mRNA 3'-UTR binding
Source: RefSeq, a predicted model, not a curated record
CAGCGAGAUGGCGCUUGGCUCUCACCUGCUCUCGGGGUUUAAGGUCAGUCUAUUCUGAGGAGCGGGUGGAGUUUGGGUUAAUCCGCUGCUUUCUACAUUCCCUCUUAAUUGGGUCGAGGGCUGAAGGUGUUGCUCCUAUUGUUUCUGUUGUGACAUCAUCAUCAUCAUCGGACCUGGAAUCGAUGGCGGCCUGUUGAAUUACAUGGAGCCCUUUAAUCAGUGUCAAUGUGGGUUACAACUACAGCAUGAGAUUUAUAAAGCUGCAGACGUCCCACACAGGUUGAAAAGUUCAUGUGCACCUCUGAAGAUGAUCCACAGAUUCUGAAUGAGCAGCGCUUCAGAUGUUGGACUGAAGACAGGAUGUGAAGCUCUCUGCUGAAGUGGAACCGUUUAUCCCUCAGAAGAAAGGUGUUGAUGCUUCAUUAUUACCCAUGAGUCUGUGCGGUGAGGGCGGAGCUGAGCCCACACAAAUCCCCUCCUACCUGAUCACCUGCUACCCCUUCGUACAGGAGAAUCAGAGCAACAGUCGGCAGCUGCCCAUGUACAGCGGAGAUCAGCGCUGGCAGCAGCUCAACCCGAGCCCCGGCGGGCCGUACCUGGCGUACCCCAUCCUGUCGUCCCCUCAGCCGCCCGUCACCAGCGAUUACGCCGCGUACUAUCACGCCAUCAUGCCCACGCCCUGCCCUCCUGUCAUGGGCUUCUACCAGCCCUUCCCGGCGCCGUACACGGGGCCCCUGCAGGCCGGAGUGCUGAACCCCGUAUCCGACUGCAGCGAGAGGCCGCCGCAGGGCCAGACGCAGAGAGGAAGAGGCGUCUCACGAACCCCCAUACUGCACAAGCAGCCGAUGGUUCAGCCAAUGAGAGCCAAGCGUCCUGUGAUGCGGAGCGUGGCGGUACAGAAGGAGGUGUGUGCGGCCGGGCCUGAUGGGAGGUCUAAGACGGUGCUGCUGGUGGAUGCAGCACAGCAGACAGAUUUCCCCGGCGAGGCGUCCGGAGGGGCGGUCAGAUGUGCGUCGGAUCAGGCGAGUCCUCAGCUGUGGAAGAAUAAAGCUCGACGCAGGCGCACGUCGCAGCAGGAGUCGUCCAGCGAGCAGGGAGCCAGCGAGGCUGACAUCGACAGCGACAGCGGCUACUGCAGCCCCAAACACAACCAGGGAGCUGCCAACACCUCCACCAAUCAACACACGCCCGUGGCGGCUGUGGACGCUGGCGUCAUGACAGCGGUCAGCUGGGGGAAUGUUUCCUCACAGAAGCCGUGGACGGACAGGAACACACCGUUCCACAGAGGCAGCAGAACACCUGAGCAGAGGAGCUACACACAGGACUUCCAGAUGAAUUUUGGAGGUCGUUCAGGAGGACAGAGGAGAUCGACCCCUCCAGAGACCCCCAACACACACCUCACACCCGAGCCACUGUACUUUCAGGAUGAGGAUGAGUUUCCUGAUCUUGCCACAGGCGGCGCUGCUCAGCGGAAUAAACCGGAUCCAGUUCAACCCAAACUGCCCAAGAACCUGCUGGAUAACCUCCCGGAGAAUUCCCCCAUAAGCAUCGUGCAGACGCCCAUCCCGAUCACCAGCUCCGUGCCCAAGAGAGCCAAGAGUCAGAGGAAGAAAGCGCUGGCCGCCGCUCUGGCCACAGCGCAGGAGUACUCCGAGAUCAGCAUGGAGCAGAAGAAACUACAGGAGGCUCUGACUAAAGCAGCAGGUAAGAAGAGCAGGACGCCGGUGCAGCUGGAUCUGGGCGACAUGUUGGCGGCGCUGGAGAAGCAACAACAGGCCAUGAGAGCACGACAACUCAACAACACCAAACCACUGUCAUACACAGUCGGGACAGUGGGCGCUCUGCACAGUAAAGAUGGCGGCAGUCGAGUGACGGGACUCAAAAACACGUACACCCCCCCACACAACAUCCUGGACUCCAGCGCGCCGCGCAUCAAGAGAGGCAAAGAGAGAGAGAUUCCCAAAGUCAAGAAGACCACUGCCAUGAAGAAGAUUAUUCUGCAGGAGCGUGAGGUGAAGAAGGGCAAGAGUCCCGCUGAUCUCGGCGUGUCUGAAACCGACGAGCAGAGAGACGCUCUGAGCUUCACCGACCCGCUCACACAGGAGCAGGACGAAAACGGUCUGAGCAUGCCCAGUGAUGCGUCCCUGUCUCCAGCGAGUCAGAACUCUCCGUACAGCAUCACGCCCGUGUCACAGGGUUCACCCGCCAGCUCGGGCAUCGGGAGCCCCAUGGCGGCGUCUGCCAUCACCAAGAUCCACAGCCGCAGGUUCAGAGAGUACUGUAAUCAGGUGUUGAGUAAGGACAUCGACGAGAGCGUGACGCUGCUCCUGCAGGAGUUGGUUCGCUUUCAGGAGCGCAUUUAUCAGAAAGAGCCCAGCAAAGCCAAAGCCAAGCGGCGACUGGUCAUGGGACUGCGAGAGGUCACCAAACACAUGAAACUGCACAAGAUCAAAUGUGUCAUCAUCUCGCCCAACUGUGAGAAGAUCCAGGCCAAAGGUGGUCUGGACGAGGCACUUUAUAAUGUCAUCGCCAUGGCGAGGGAGCAGGAGAUCCCGUUCGUCUUCGCUCUGGGCCGUAAGGCUCUGGGCCGCUGCGUGAAUAAACUCGUGCCUGUGAGCGUCGUGGGAAUAUUUAACUACUCUGGAGCAGAGUGUGUGUGUGUUCAGGGUCUGUUCAAUAAGCUGGUGUCUCUGACGGAGGAGGCGCGGAGGGCGUAUAAGGACAUGGUCAGCGCUCUGGAGCAGGAGCAGGCCGAGGAGGCGCUGAAGAACGUCAAGAAGGUCACGCACCACAUGGGACACUCCAGAAACCCGUCUGCCGCCAGCGCCAUCUCCUUCUGCAGCGUCAUCUCUGAGCCCAUCUCAGAGGUCAACGAGAAGGAAUACGAAACCAACUGGAGGACGAUGGUGGAGAAUGCAGACGCCCCAGAGUCUGAGCCCAUCAGCAGAGGCAACAACAAAGGGCAGCGUGAGGUCACGUCACCGCCUCCGCAGCCGACGCCCAGCCCGAGCCCCGCAGCUGCCCGAGCGCCGGAGAGGGACGAGUCUCGCACGGACGACCGGCUGGAGUGGGCGUCGCAGCAGAGCACCGAGACCGGCUCCCUGGACGGCAGCUGCCGCGACCGCCUCAACUCCUCCAUCACCAGCACCACCAGCACGCUGGUGCCCGGCAUGCUGGAGGAGGAGGACGAGGAGGAGGAAGAGGAGGAGGACUACGCGCCCGAGCCCAUCGUGCCGCUCAGCAGCCGCAUUGAGUCGUGGGUCUCCAAGACGCUGGAGAACCUGCAGCUGCGGCGUCAGAGCAGCACGGAGGACGAGGAAGACGAGGAGGUGCGGAUAAGCGACGAGGAAGAGCUCGACUCCUCUGACCUCGCCGAACCGGCGGCCGACGAUAAAGAUGCGCCUGAGCCAGAUGCACGCACGGGCUGACGGCCAUUUCACACUCACAAACACUGACUCAGGAAACUAUAACGGACAGACCACCCGCCCACACUCUCUCUGUGAACGAUUCACCGACCGUUUAAACGCCGUCAUCCUCGGCUCACCCUCAAACCCGCACGACUUUUCAUCUUCAGAUGAUGCUCUUCAUCAUUAUGAACAAUGACUGAUGCUGUUGAGCAUCAUAACAGUCGUCCAUAUGACUCUGUACAUCUCAAAAUUUCUUAAAGGAAUAGUUCAUUCUGUCAUCGUUUCUGAACGUUUCAGAUGUCAUUUGAGUAAUUUCUCAAAAGAAAGUUAAACGAUGACAGAAUGACCAUUUUUGGCUGAACGAUUCAUAUGAACCACUGUCAUGAUGCUCCCACUGAAGAAAUAAAGUCAUGCUUCAUUAAUUAGGGCGAGUAAAUGAUUGAAGGUUUGGGUGAAUUCUCUCUUAAAAUUAAUGAAUGAAAUGAACGUUUGUUCUAAGCGUGCGUUAAGUCUAACCAAAGCAUUAACGAACGCUGCAGAAGAGAAACUCGAUGCAUAACUAAUGAUGUGGACAAAUGAACGAAUCCUGGUGUAAAUAACAUGUUUAAAUGUUUCUAAUAUUCUGUCGUCUUCGGUUCUAUUUAUCGCGCUUGAAUUGAAACAGAUGGGGGGUGUUUUAUUUCACGUGUUAAAUGAUUUCUCCUCACAGCAAAAUCCCCAGAGUUCAAUCAACUCUGCUCAGAGUACAUAUGGUCCCUCUGUAAAUAGUGUAGAUAAUUUAAGCAAUUAAUGAAGUGAUGAUUGUACAUUAUUGAUGAACACCUGCUGUUAACAAGCAGAAUCACUGAAGAAAUCACAGCCUUAUUAAUUGCUUAAUUAUCUCAUUAACUUUAACUCUGCUUCAGUGUUAUUUUAACACUAUUUAGAGAGGAACCAUAUGCACUCCAAGCAGAGUUGAUUUAACUCUGGGGAUUUUGCUGUGCUGGUACUGAUGGGAUCGUUUCCUGCGAUCGUGUCGGUAAAUUGCUGUACCGUAUUCUGGUGCUUCAGAUGGGCAGAAGCUCCUCUCCGUGUGUGUGUGUGUCUUUCUAACCAUGUUUACUUCUCCUCCAUCUUUAGUCUUAGCCACGUUCAACUCCACAUGAAGGAUUUCUGACGUUAUAAUGAUGUACAUUAACGAUUUCUUGGUAAAUGUGUCAGCGGGUGUAUUCGUGACUAACGUGAGGGCGAACGGAGAGUCCGAUCCGUCAUGAUGUAACCGUGUAAAUGUUCUGGAUCAUUACGAUUGAUCUCGGUGCAAUAAGCUUCCUGUAGCAGCGUUCGGAUCCGUGUCUCUCUCUCUCUCUCUACUUCUCUCUCUGUGUUUGGAGUGAUUCUCAUCGGCGUGUCUUUUGCACUAUGUACAUAAACGUGAACAUGCUUUGGUAACUAAUGUGAAACUCACGCAUCUCUGCCGUUCUGAUGGUGAAGUCACAGCAUCUGUACAUGCAGUAACUGUUCUCUGACUGAUCGUUAAUACAAUUAAAAUGUUUUCAGUAAACUA